Penicillium brevicompactum is the source of this 1335-nucleotide messenger RNA. RefSeq names its product DUF890 domain protein. The record is from RefSeq and is a predicted model, not a curated record. Gene Ontology annotation, cellular component: nucleus. Lineage: Eukaryota; Fungi; Ascomycota; Eurotiomycetes; Eurotiales; Aspergillaceae. Bases 1 to 1335 code for a protein of 444 amino acids. The transcript has 9 exons. Gene Ontology annotation, biological process: rRNA base methylation. Gene Ontology annotation, molecular function: 23S rRNA (adenine(1618)-N(6))-methyltransferase activity.
AUGGAGUCCGCCCGAAACCUGUAUAAGAAGGAUGUCGAUUUUGGAGCCUUGGCGCUUCAAUGUCGCGACUUUGCCAAGUACUUGAAACCAAACAACCAGCUGGACUUUACCGAUCCAGCCGCCGUUCGGCAACUCACUACAACCUUGCUGCAACAGGACUUUCACCUCAAAGUCAAAAUACCCGAAGAUCGACUGUGUCCACCGCCCUGCAUGCAUGUGUCUCACAUACAGUAUAGGCUCAACUACAUUCUUUGGAUUCAAGACCUCAUAGAUUCAACCGCCGGGGGGUUGAAUGAUGGGUAUGAUCGAGACCGAGAGGUUGUCGGCCUCGACAUUGGAACGGGAUGUAUCGGGAUCUACCCUCUUCUUGGCUGCUCGACCCGGCCCGGCUGGAAGUUUGUUGCCACUGAUAUUGACCCGAACAAUAUCCGUACGGCCCAGCAGAACGUGGCGCUCAAUGGGCUGGAAUCACGGAUCCGGAUCAUAGAGUCCAGCUCCGAUGGCCCACUCUUUCCAUUUGAGAAGCUCGGACAUGAAAGGCUCGACUUUACCAUGUGCAAUCCACCUUUCUACACCUCCCGCGAUGAGCUAGUGGAAUCCGCUAAACAAAAAAAGCGACCUCCGUUCUCGGCAUGCACCGGCGCCGAGGUGGAGAUGGUGACCCGUGGUGGAGAAGUCGAUUUCGUCAGAAAGAUGAUUGACGAAAGUUUGCAUUUGCGUGACCGCAUUCAGUGGUAUACCUCUAUGGUAGGCAAGAUGAGCAGUGUGUCGGUCCUUGUGGAAACAUUGAUCAAGCACGGUAAUCAUAAUUUCGCCGUCACCGAGUUUGACCAGGGUGCCAAGACAAAGCGAUGGGCGGUAGCAUGGUCUUGGGGAGAUCGAAGACCCUCUACGGAUGUGGCGAGAGGAAUCCCCAAUUUACCGAAAAGUCUUUUCCCAUUCCCUGCUGAGUAUAAUUUCACCCUUCCGGUUGACGUAACCAUUGACGCGUGUGCUGGCAUGUUAAACACAGAGCUUAUCUCCUUGCCGUGGCAUUGGCGCUGGGACGAGAAAGAUUCUACAGGCACGGGGCUUGCAGCUGAAAAUGUGUGGUCAAGACAGGCCCGGCGCAAAAUGAAGCUCGCUGCGGAAGAUGACAUAGCCAAGUUGAAGGAAAUUCCAGAUAAGGUGGCAUUGGGAGUACUCGUGUAUCUACGCCUGGUCCUCGGGGACAAAAGCAAAGACAACUCUGAGGAAAAGAAAGUGCAGACUGUCAUUCGGUGGACACAAGGAACAGACACUGUUCUAUACGAAAGUUUCUGUGGAAUGGUGAAACGGAAACUUGAAUCGAGAUAA